Messenger RNA from Plectropomus leopardus (leopard coralgrouper), 1500 nucleotides. RefSeq names its product adaptor related protein complex 3 subunit sigma 1 (gene ap3s1). Gene Ontology annotation, biological process: Golgi to vacuole transport; intracellular protein transport. Gene Ontology annotation, cellular component: AP-3 adaptor complex; membrane coat. Lineage: Eukaryota; Metazoa; Chordata; Actinopteri; Perciformes; Serranidae. The record is from RefSeq and is a predicted model, not a curated record.
AGCAUGACUGGUCCUUUGACGUGGAAUAUUUCCCUAAAGAGACGAUGGAGGAGUAGCAGCGUGUUGCUCGAAGCUAUCCCGUAUUAACCUUCAAUCGAGACGGGUUUUAGCCGUGAACCCCACUCGGAGCUGGGUUCACGGGAGCUGACAGACAGCAGUCUUUGACAGACUGACCUCUUCCUGCUCCCCCGCCUCCCUCCGCUCAGCUACAAUCAUGAUAAAAGCCAUUUUAAUAUUCAACAACCACGGCAAACCGAGGCUUUCUAAAUUCUACGAGCAUUAUACUGAAGACACAGAGCAACAGAUCAUCAGGGAAACCUUCCACUUGGUCUCGAAAAGAGAUGAGAACGUCUGUAAUUUCCUGGAAGGUGGAAUGUUGAUUGGAGGAUCAGACUACAAGCUGAUCUACAGACACUACGCCACACUCUACUUUGUGUUUUGUGUGGACUCCUCAGAGAGUGAACUAGGAAUUUUAGACUUAAUCCAGGUAUUUGUGGAAACGCUGGACAAAUGCUUUGAGAACGUCUGUGAGCUCGACUUAAUUUUCCAUGUAGACAAGGUCCACAACAUUCUGGCAGAGAUGGUGAUGGGCGGGAUGGUCCUGGAGACCAACAUGAAUGAAAUCAUCACGCAGGUGGACGCCCAGAACAAGAUGGAGAAGUCUGAGGCCGGUAUUGCAGGAGCGCCUGCUCGUGCCGUAUCAGCUGUAAAGAACAUGAACCUCCCGGAAAUGCCCAGAAACAUCAACAUUGGUGACAUCAGCAUAAAAGUGCCAAAUUUACCCUCCUUCAAAUAGUGGCAGCGAGAUCCUGAGCCUGCAGGUGUCAGCCAAUGUUUACCGUGAUGCAAUCUGUUUACCAAAACCUCAAUUCACUAACUUUUAUCAAAACUGUACAUCUUGAAGGUACUGUGUGGUUUGACACUCCUUGUUCUGGUGUUUUCUCUUUGUUUUUCCUAUUAAAGAAAAUAAUGUUUUACAUGUUUUGUUUCUGUUGGAAGGAAAAAUUAAGUAUUUAUUUAUUUGUGGUACAUUCCUUCUGCCUCGCUGGAGGUUUGCCCCUGAUGUUCAGCUGCUGCAGUACAGAUCUGUGUCAGUUUGCAACUGAAAUUAUUUUACCGACUUAAGUGUUUACUUAAAAGAGAAAGCUGGCAGGUGGUGAUGUUUUGAGAUGAUUUCAUUGGUUUGCUUAUUCCAGAAAACCAGUCGGUGGUGGAAAGAGCAUGAAACUAUUUCAAAUACCAACUCGAAACAGGUCCGCUAGAGUAUUGAAAAACACACAUUACAGCACCUUUGUAAAAAUCAGUGCAAAGAAUUACAUUACAGAUAUGCUGUGCGACAGAAAUAUGGAUAUAUAUGCUGAUAUGAUUUUUUUCUUUUCUUAUUUGUAUGCAAAAUAUUUUUAAAUGAUUUAUCAAGUCUUAUCAAAUAAGUAUCUUAAUUUUAAUCUGUGCAUGAUUUUUUUUCUCUUCUUUUUCAACAUAAUAAAGUGUCGAAACUCA